This is a messenger RNA of Rhodamnia argentea, 753 nucleotides long. RefSeq lists its product as uncharacterized. NCBI's taxonomy places the organism in Eukaryota, Viridiplantae, Streptophyta, Magnoliopsida, Myrtales, Myrtaceae. The transcript is spliced from 6 exons. The coding region runs from base 95 to 571 and encodes 158 amino acids. The record is from RefSeq and is a predicted model, not a curated record.
UUAGCGAGAGCCAGAAGCGGGCAGCAGGCCAGGCAGUGAGUUUCGCUGCAACCGCAGGUGGUGUUGCAGAGAGAGAGAGAGAGAGAGGAAAGAGAUGGGAACUAGAGAGGUGUACGAGCAGAAGCUGAGGAACGGAAAUCUCUACCACGAACCCACCAUCAAUCCCGGCCUUGGAUCGCCUCGUUGCCCUCGCUGCCUCUCCCUCAUAAACCCGCAAGCUGGGAAUGGCGAGUGGACCAUCACUCCUGUCCUGCACGACACCACCGCCGUGGCUGGUUCUGGACUAGGUGCACUGCUUAGUGCUGUUCAUGGUUUUAAUACAGGAAUCCCAUUUGUACAGAAUCAUGUUAGAGGACCCAAAUGGCUUCCUUUUGUUGUCGGGCUUCCCCCGCUUUUUCUCUUUUCAGGGGCCAGUGCUGCAUUUGGAGCUUACGCCCUCCCCAAGUUUGCUCAACUCACUGUGACCUCGUACUACGCUGCCUCGAGUGCAUCUCACUAUUGGAUUUCGCUUGUCACUCGGAAAAUUGAGGAAGGUCACAUUUCUCAAACUCGGAAAGGAAAGGUCAAAUGAUUUUGUGCCAGUGCAUACAUAUAAAUUUUUUGUUUUGUCAUUCUCCAAUAUUGUAAUUAUGGAGCUUUAAUUCUAUAGAUGUGUAGAGUUGCUUCAUCUCUUUGUUAUUUAUUUGAAUAGAAAAGGUUGUGUUUGACAGCAACCUGUUUUAUAUAUGGAAUAGCCCAAACCUGAUGAUUCUA